AUGCUCUCCACUUCCCCCUCUCCCUCCCGCUGCGCCCUCUGUCACCCCAUUUUGGCGAUCUCCGCCUUCAGCCGCUGCGCGAAGUCUGGGUUAGUGUCCUCGUCGUCCCAGUCCGGCUGCCACAGCUGCGCCUCGGCCUCAGCCCUCGCCAGCUCCUCCUUCCAGUCUUCGUUCUCGAACUCCUCGAAGGUGUCGUCCUCCUCCAGGGACACCUCGCGCCGCUCGCGCCCCUUCUGGUCGGCCAUGGUCAGCGCUUGCCAACGUGGUAGAGGCCUGUCGAAAGGGCUGGCCGCCUGGGCUGCUGUGCUCCCCGCCCACUACGGGUUCUUUGGCUUUCCUGUUUUGGCCAUGCACAUCAUUUUGUGCGAUUGUUGGAUGGGGAGAAAUGUAAAGGAGACAAAAUGA
Messenger RNA from Ostreobium quekettii, 405 nucleotides. Lineage: Eukaryota; Viridiplantae; Chlorophyta; Ulvophyceae; Bryopsidales; Ostreobiaceae. The record is from the annotation of a GenBank genome assembly.